Messenger RNA from Dioszegia hungarica, 3180 nucleotides. RefSeq lists its product as uncharacterized. The record is from RefSeq and is a predicted model, not a curated record. The coding region runs from base 1 to 3180 and encodes 1059 amino acids. NCBI's taxonomy places the organism in Eukaryota, Fungi, Basidiomycota, Tremellomycetes, Tremellales, Bulleribasidiaceae. The transcript is spliced from 23 exons.
AUGACCGCCAUGUCGAGCCUCAAGGACAAGAUGCCUCCAUGGCUGAGCAGUGCAAUCGGGAAGCCUCGGACGUGGAAGAAUUUCGCUAGGUGUAUGAUUGCGACACUGGCGGCCAUGGUGGUCAUGCUGGCGCAGAAGUCUCUGACAGUCCUCGGUCAAGCAGCUUUCUUCGGCCUGAUUAUGUCGCAAAUGCUUCCACCAUCAAUGGCGCUCUCGGUCUACUUUUUCGCCUUCCUCACCCUCGUUAUUGGGCUCUGUACAGGCUGGGCAUGGGGUGUCGCAGCUAUGGCAGCGGCUCUUCGAGCUCGGAGUCAGGUCUUGCUGCAACAGGAUGUGACUCGUGAGCAAGCGACCUACACCUCAGACUCGAAUCUGGACCAGCAAUUCCAGCAGUCUAUCUUCCGAGGUGCAUUCCUGGAUCCGGCCUCGUCGACAGUAUACGGGGUCUUCUUCUUCUUUGGCGCUUAUGCGUUUGGCUUUGUCCGUGCGAAGUUCCCCAGACUUACUCUCGGCGCCAUCUUUGGGACUAUCAUUCUUGACCUGAUGUGCUCUUACGGGCCUCUGUUUCCGAUUGCACAAUACACCCUCGCCAGCAAUCUCCUCCUUCCCGCAUCUGUGUUCCUGGCCAUCGCCCUCGCCAGCACCAUUCUCAUCUUCCCUCAGUCGCUCCACUCUAUUCUUCUCACCCAGCUCAACGAGCUCUGCCUCACUCCCAUCAAGGGACUGCUCGACCUCCAAACCAGCGUACUCGAUGCGUCUCCGUCCGACGAGGAGAAGUGGAGCGGUCUGGCUACCAAAGCUGCUGGACUGCGGAAAGCGCACGUCAUGGGAGCUACGGCUCUCGGAGGACAGGUGAAGCUCCUGAGUUUGGAGUUUACGCAUGGUCGAUUUGGAGCGCAGGAUUUGCAGCGGAUUGUCGAGAAGGAGAAGGUCUUGGGACAGAGGGCUUUCGGAUUGGCCACUUUCGUCAUGACACUGGACGAGCGCAACACGGCGUGGAAAAAGAUGGAAGGGGACGGGUCAACAUUGCACCCCCAGCCCCACCGGAAACGUAUGCUGGAACUGCAGGAGAAGAAUCGGCAUCCCGGUACGGCCAUCGACGACCUCAUCCCGCUUCUUCGUGAAUCCACCUCUACCCUGCGGUCUUCCGCUAGCGAGGCCAUCGAAGAGGCGAUGAACUGGCUGGACGAGGUGAAUCAUUCGCGCUGGAAAUCGGCGAAGAAGGCCACAUCCAUCUCGGCUCGGGAAGAGCGGCUGUCAGCGUUGAAGACCGAGCUGGAGCUAUACCGCUCUCAAGGUCGCCAUGCGCUUCUCGAGCCUGUCGAAACCGCUUUCGACGCGGACGGUCACAUUAUCCCCGCCAAGAUCGGUCAUCUGCGAUUCUCGACUCGCGACCUAUUCACCACGUUCCUCCUCUCCACCCACCUCACCUACUUCUGCCAAGAGCUCAUCGAGUUCCUAGAGCUCCUCCUGGAGAUCGAGCGAGAGAACCCAAAGAACAAGUGGAACUUUCCCAAAAAGGUCGCCGCGGCCGUCAAGGAGAAUGCCGGAGACCAGGGUUCCGGUGGCAAUCCGCUGGAUCUGGGGAGACAUGAUGAUCGGAGCGAAGAGACGUUGGUGGAAGCUGCCAAGCCGGGGGCUGAGAAGGAGAAGAAGCCAGCGCGCAAGUGGAAGAAAGACCCAGAUGCGUCUGAUCCAAGGAACGGAUUCCAGAGGUUUGGGCGGUCGAUACAUGUCGCUUGGCGAGCCUUGACGGGUGUGAAUGGAAUCUUUGCGCUCAAGUACGCGAUCGUCAGUAUGGCGCUAUGGGUGCCGCAGGUUAUCCAGAGUUCCGCGUACUUCACGUACACCAAUCGUGGUCUCUGGGCUUUGAUCAUGGCACAAACAGGAAUGGGUAUCUUCACCGGCGAACAGAUCUCGUCCUUCGUCUUGCGCUUUGCCGGAACAGUUCUGGGUCUCGUGCUCGGCAUGCUGGCCUGGUAUAUCGGGGCCCAGCUCGGUCCUGGGAAUCCCUAUGGUAUCGCUGCAGCCACAAUGGUCAUCAUCGCCGUGCCGCUCUUCAUACGGAUCACUGCGCCGCUCCAGAGUCCUCCGAUGAUCGUGGCUCUGAUGACCGGCGUGACGGUGACGUUCGUUGUUGGCUAUUCGUGGGUCGACGAGCAUAUCUACCAGACCGCCAACCAGGGCAGCGGGGCCGAGCUGGCCUGGCGGAGAGCUUUGCUGGUCAUCAUUGGCUUUACCGCUGCUUUCAUUGUCAUGCUCUUCCCUCGUCCCACUUCCGCUCGACUGAUCGUCCGCCGCUCAAUCGCUCGCAAUAUUGCCGAUAUAUCCGACCUCUAUGCGGCCAUUAUCAGCGGUGUGGAACAGGAAAGCGAAUGGGACGACAACAAGCACAAGGAUGGGGAGUUGGAGAAGGCUAAGACCGAACGAAUGGCGCAGCACACUGAGCGCUUCGUGAAGAUCAUGGAACGGCUGAGCACCCUCAGCACCCAGGUCAAAUUCGCCAGCGUUGAGCCUGGUCUCAAAGGACCAUGGCCGAAAGCGGCCUACGAAGAGCUCCACUCGCUCGAGAUCCAGCUCAUCUCCUCUCUCGCCGUUCUCGCCGGAAGCUUCAAUCGGUUAGACCAUAACUGGGCAAAACGCCUAGCUGAGCGAAGCGACAUUAUGCGGCCUGCCUUUAUUGCCGAUAUCCUAUCCCUCUUUGCGCUCCUGCAUCAAUCUUUGCAUAAUGGCCAGCCGUUACCGCCCAUGAUGCCUAUAUUCGAGAGACUAGGGUAUCACUCCCUUCAUCAAGCCGCGGGGUCUCGAGAUGGAGCAUGGCGGCAUGCGCUCCGUUCAGCCCGGUCGACAGAGGGUACGGCUACGCCGCCUAAUGGGAAAGACGGGUCUGACGAUACGCGGGCUGGCGAGACCGAAGAGGAGGCGGCCGAGAAGAGUCGAGUGGACCAGGAGGAAGAGCGCGUGGUGAAGGAUCUGUCGAAGGAGAUGACUCUUGAUAUGGCCAAGGACGAGCAAUUCGCCAUUUACGCAACGGCCAACGUCGCGCUCAUCCACCUCACGUCCCGCCUGAACGAGAUGCACCGGGUUAUCAUUGGACUAGUAGGGGAGCGCGAGCUCGAGGCGUUCGAUCGUACACAGGAAAGAUGGGCAAGAAGGGAGAUGGAGGGGACUACCGUGUAG